Molecule: messenger RNA, 498 nt
Organism: Trichechus manatus latirostris (Florida manatee)
Lineage: Eukaryota; Metazoa; Chordata; Mammalia; Sirenia; Trichechidae
Gene: IFI27L2
Product: interferon alpha inducible protein 27 like 2
Exons: 4
Coding region: 36-398 (120 amino acids)
Biological process (GO): apoptotic signaling pathway
Cellular component (GO): membrane; mitochondrion
Source: RefSeq, a predicted model, not a curated record
UCAGUGAGCUGAUUUGGACCUGGCGCGGAGGCACGAUGAUGAAACGGGUGGCCUGUGCUGCAAUCGGAGGAACUGUGGCUGUGGCUGCGGUGCCCGUGGUGCUCAGCACUGUUGGCUUCACCGGGGCCGGAAUCGCGGCCUCCUCCCUUGCUGCCAAGAUGAUGUCCACAGCAGCCAUCGCCAAUGGGGGCGGAGUUGCAGCGGGCAGCCUGGUGGCUACUCUACAGUCAGUGGGGGCAGCUGGACUCUCCAUGUCUUCCAACAUUCUGCUGGGCUCUGUGGGCUCAGCUCUUGGGGCCUGGCUGGGGGGUUCAAAAAAGAAACCCCCUCCCCCUCCACCAGAUGAACCCAAGACUGAAGAAGGGGACUCGGAUGAAGACGGGGACCAGGAUGAAUAAUAGGACCUGGCUGAGGAAGGGGACCUGUCAAGGAGAAAAUACCCCAAGUUGAACCUCCAAAACCCCCACACGCGUCAGAGAAAUAUGAGAAAUAAAACUC